This is a messenger RNA of Oreochromis aureus, 4848 nucleotides long. RefSeq names its product phosphatidate phosphatase LPIN2-like. Gene Ontology annotation, cellular component: nucleus; cytosol; endoplasmic reticulum membrane. The transcript is spliced from 20 exons. Gene Ontology annotation, molecular function: phosphatidate phosphatase activity; transcription coactivator activity. The coding region runs from base 119 to 2947 and encodes 942 amino acids. The record is from RefSeq and is a predicted model, not a curated record. Gene Ontology annotation, biological process: triglyceride biosynthetic process; positive regulation of transcription by RNA polymerase II; cellular response to insulin stimulus. Lineage: Eukaryota; Metazoa; Chordata; Actinopteri; Cichliformes; Cichlidae.
UGUGCUCCGUUUCCACUCAGCGGCGGUAGAGGCGGAGAGACUCGGCAAACUGCCGGCGGAGAGGCUGAGUGACGGUGUGUCUCCCUGCGGUGAGCCGGUACUCCAGCAGGUGAACACCAUGAACUAUGUGGGGCAGCUGGCAGGCCAGGUGCUGGUGACAGUAAAGGAGCUCUAUAAAGGGAUCAAUCAGGCCACUCUCUCAGGCUGCAUUGACGUGAUUGUGGUCCGACAGCCCGAUGGGACGUUCCAGUGCUCUCCUUUCCACGUCCGCUUCGGAAAACUGGGGGUGCUGCGCUCCAGAGAGAAAGUAAUUGAUAUAGAGAUCAAUGGAGAACCUGUGGAGCUGCACAUGAAGCUUGGAGACAAUGGAGAGGCCUUCUUUGUCCAGGAGACGGAGCAGAAUAAUGAGAUUGUUCCAGCCCAUUUGGUGACCUCACCUAUCCCCACAGAAGAGCCUCUGUUCAGGAGCAGAGAAUCCAGAUGUGGGGGAACAACAGCAGAGACCAGCCAGCCCCUCACUCUGGAAGAGCCAGUCUCUGGAAACCUCCACCCCUGCUCCAAUUCAGCUGGUAAAAAGAAGAAGAGACGCAGGAGAAAGCACAAAGCCGAGCCACGUAAGGAGGAGCAAACGACGGCGUCUGCAGGCGGGGAGCUGGAGCUGUGUGAUCUCAGUUCAGAUGAAGAGCAAAAUGCACACAGUGGACGAGCAUCUUCACUGUCUGCAAUGAAGGAAAAUAUGGACCACAGACAACAUUCCCCACUCACCGCCCUUGAAUGGGACAGCUACCCAUUCUCUGAUGGCGACUGGUCGCCCUGCACUACGGAGGUGCCUGAGCCCAUGUCACCGAAGAGUGACUCGGAGCUGAUGGUGAAGCCGUCAGAGAGCAUGCUCAGGGCUGAGUCGCACAUGCAGUGGACCUGGGGGGAAUUUCCAGAAUCUACCAGGGUCAACAAAAAGGACAAAUGGGAGCCAAAGACGUUGACCAUCACUCCCUCAGAGAACACGCACUUCAGGGUUAUUUUGAGCUCUGAAGCCAUGGAGGAAGAGUCCAGAGGAGGACGGGGAACAGCAGAUCCCGUUUGCAGUAUCGUAAAACCUGAGCCCCGAACCAUCAAACCUGAUGAAUGUAGCUGCAAAGCGCAGCCCCCUGCUGCUUCAUCACAUGGUACAAACAUUACAGAACCCAACCCAGACCUUUCAAGUUUGAUAUCGAGCAGCUUUACACCAGAGCCCUGCCCAAGCAAUGCUGACCUCAGUGCAAAAAAUACACGCAAGGCCAGGUGGACAUCUUCACCUCCCAGCCGCCAGGACAGCAGCUCGACUGUCAGCGGAGGUAGUAACCAGACCGGAGACUCUGCAGCUGUUUGUCCUGACCCAAGUGCCACUUCAAAAGCCACCGACUCACCCAUCAAGAGAAGGGUUGUGAGGAAGAGGAGCCAACAUCAGGGACCGGAAGAUAUUUACCUGGAAGACCUCACUGCACUCGAGCCUGACGUUGCUGCCCGGUACUUCCCAAAAAGUGAGUCAGAACAGGUCAAUAAACACUGGGUGGAGACAGGACAACGCUCUGGAUCCCAGUCACCCCAGUCAGUGGGGAGUGCAGCAGCAGACAGUGGCACUGAGUGUCUGUCUGACUCUGCUGGAGACCUGCCUGAUGUCACGCUGUCACUGUGUGGAGGCGUCGGUGAGAACUCGGAGAUCUCUAAAGAAAAAUUCAUGGAGCACAUCAUAACCUACAAUGACUUUGCAGAGAAUCCGGCAAUUAUUGAUAAUCCUAAUUUGGUGGUCAGAAUUGCAAACAGGUAUUAUAACUGGACACUGGCAGCACCAUUGAUACUCAGUAUGCAAGCUUUCCAGAAGAACCUGCCAAAGGCUACAGAGGAGGCCUGGGUGAAGGAGAAAAUGCCAAAAAAGUCGGGACGCUGGUGGUUCUGGAGAAAGAGCAGCGUGAAGCAGUUAUCAUCAGAGACCAAGUUGGAGAGACAGGAGUCUCUGACCACAGAGAGCCCUUCCCUCCACCAGGCCCCAGAAACACAGCAGAAAGCUGCAGAGUGGUCCAGCGAUGAUGAGACUAAAGAGCUGAAUGCUGUGGCUCCUGCUUUAACACCUACUGAGCGCGUGCAGACGGAAAACCAAGCACCACAACCGUGUCACUCUUACAAGAAAUCCCUCCGCCUUUCGUCUGAUCAGAUAGCCAGCCUGAAGUUAAGAGAGGGGCCAAAUGAUAUGACCUUUAGCAUAACCACUCAGUACCAGGGAACGUGCCGCUGCGCAGGGACCAUCUACCUGUGGAACUGGGAUGACAAGGUCAUCAUUUCUGACAUCGAUGGGACCAUCACCAAAUCAGAUGUGUUUGGUCAGAUUCUACCUCAACUUGGUAAAGACUGGACCCACCAGGGAAUUGCUAAGCUUUACCACUCAGUGCAUGAGAAUGACUACAAGUUCCUGUACUGCUCGGCUCGAGCCAUCGGCAUGGCUGACAUGACUCGAGGGUAUUUGCACUGGGUGAACGACAGAGGGACUCUCCUGCCUCAGGGACCCCUCCUCCUCUCCCCAAGCAGCCUCUUCUCAGCCUUCCACAGAGAAAUCAUAGAAAAGAAGCCUGAGAAGUUCAAAAUCGAAUGCCUCACAGACAUCAAGAACUUGUUCUUCCCAAACACACACCCCUUCUAUGCUGCCUUUGGAAACAGAGAAAGCGAUGUGUUUGCCUACAAGAAAGUGGGCGUUCCUGCGUGCCGAAUAUUCACAGUGAAUCCCAAGGGGGAGCUGAUCCUCGAACAAGCCAAAGGCAAUAAAACAUCAUACAGCCGGUUGAGUGAGCUGGUGGAACAUGUUUUCCCUCUGCGGAGUACACAACACAACGCCACCUUCAGCUGCCCAGAGUUCAGCUCCUUCUCUUACUGGAGAGAGCCCAUCGCUGAGGUGUGCCUCGAGGAGCUGCUUUAACUCGGACUACCAGAUCCCGAACACUUUAAAGUCAACCAGUUUAACUCUGGUUAUUUUGUUGACUCUGCAAACGCUUAAUACCAGUUACGUUCCAACGUCGGUGAGCUUUGUAGACCACUAAGACGGUUUGGAGUAUUGAUUCACUCCAUAUUGCAAAUAUAUUUCCUUCAUGCGCCUCAUUAUUUAAACUUCACAGAAAAGAACUUUAUCUGAAGGCUUUUGCAAAGUUUUCCUUACAGGAGCAGAAGUUUCUUAAGGACUUGUAUAGACAGUGGAGCUAUAACAGUUUGUGAUCAGACUGUCCAACAUACGAGGUGUGAUCACAAAGUCCUGCGACUUCAUGCACAAUUUUAAAAAACUGUACCUUAUUUAAAUUUAGAUGAUUUCCCAUUCAAGGUCGUCUCCUUGUGCACCUCUGGUCUACUUCCAGCACUGCUGCAGUUUUAUUUCACACUUUUUUUUUUGACUAUUUACACUUUUGUGUUUUACAAGUUUAACCAAGACUUUGGUGUUGAUGUUCGUCAGUGGUGUAAGAGUUCAGUCUCUGGGUACGAGACUUUUUUUCCAGGUUAUUGUAUUUUGUACCUUGAUUUUCUUUCCUCUGGAUCAGACGGUCACUGUGGACUGUGGAGCACCGUUGUGUGCUGGCAUGCAGCUGAUUUUAGCUAAACCAACACAACCGAUUCUGACCACAUUGCAAGUUUUUCCUGAGAAUGAAAAUUUUACGUUAAAGAUUGAGUAUUUUUGACAAACUGGAGCAGAUUUAGGGCACAUUGAAAGCACACAAGUACAAAUGAAAAGGACAACAGAAUGGUGUGAAACCAUCAGCAAUGCUGGAAGUAGUUUAGCAAACCCAAGAAGACUAAAUGUGAAGGGAAAUCACAAAUGUAAACUGGGUAUGAUUUGAAUAUUUGUACGGGUGAGUCAUGGAGUUAUAUUUGCAAAUUUUGGUGGUGUAUGCAGAACGGCUGUGUAAGCAUCCUUUUAUCGCCUUAUUUUGUUUAUAACAAUCUUAUUUAAUGUGUAGUUUUAAAAAGCUGAAGGAUUUUGCAUUAAUAUGCUAAGACGAAAAUUGUGAAAUGAUUUGCUUGGGUUUAACUGUAUUACUGCAAUUUUUAAAAAAAAAUGCUGCUACUAGAAAAUCAUUUUGUUAUUUUCACUUCAUUUUUCAUGUUUUACUGAUGUUUUGGCAGACGUUACUGUCAGUAAAAUUUAUUGCACUCUUUCUAUGAAAGUAAUAAACUUUGUGUGAAGAGAACACAGUAUUUUUUUUGUUUUAUUAAGGUAAUUUUCCCUUUAGAGUAAGGAAAGUUUCUGCUGCUUUGAGUUCUUUUCUGUAGAUCCCUGUGAUUACUUUGUGUGGAUUUGUGUUGAUGUAACAGUGCGAGCACAAAGAAUGACCAGAUUUCUGAUAAAUACAUGCUCUAAAAGCAGAAAUGUAAUUUUUUUUUAAGGUGUCAAAAUGCAGAUUUACUGUACAUAAACGAAUGCAUAGUAGUAUAUUUAAAGUAUGUAUAGGACUGAUAAACAGUUAAAACAUGUUGGAUGAUGCAUUAAUAAAAGACUUUAUUUAAAGGAUGAUCAAGACUUAUUUUAUACAUUUAGCAUGUGUGUCUCUGUGUUACCUCAAAGUCGUGGGGGAUGCUAAGAGUAGAAAAAAGUAUCUAAGUUGUUUACUUGAUUACUCUGUGAAUGUGAGGAAACUUCCAUUGCUACACACUUGCAUGCUCAAGCAAAUAUUUGAGAACUAUGUUAAAAUUUUACAAUAAAAACACUGCAGUGUAAACUAUAUAUUAAUACUCAUGAAGUGAAAUCAUCUCAGUUAUUUGGAGAUCAAAUUAUAUUAUAGCUAUAACAUCACAAUGAGCUCUAGUAUGUCAUCAAUAAUGUGCACCAUACUU